Messenger RNA from Tripterygium wilfordii, 1041 nucleotides. RefSeq lists its product as uncharacterized. Bases 166 to 690 code for a protein of 174 amino acids. The transcript has a single exon. NCBI's taxonomy places the organism in Eukaryota, Viridiplantae, Streptophyta, Magnoliopsida, Celastrales, Celastraceae. The record is from RefSeq and is a predicted model, not a curated record.
AUUUGGUACAAAAUUCUUCAAGUGAGUACUGAUUCCCAAUUAAAGCCUUUUUUCCUUAUCUUUUUAAAUAAUUCUGCUUUACACUACUCCAAAGCUCUCUCUCUCUGUUCUUCUUCUUCUCUCCUUCUCUCUCGGCCAUGAGAGACUUCUAGAGAGAGCUGGAUCAUGAAGAAAACAAUCCGGUGCUGCAUCUCUUGCAUUCUACCGUGCGGAGCACUAGACGUGAUCCGCAUAGUACACGCCAACGGCCGCGUGGAAGAGAUCAGCGGCACAAUCCGCGCGAGCGAGAUCAUGAAGGCACACCCAAAGCACGUCCUCAAGAAGCCAUCCUCACCGUCCGAUGACCGUGUGGCCCCCAAAAUCGUUAUUGUACCUCCCGAUGCCCAACUUCAACGUGGAAAGAUCUAUUUCUUGAUGCCGGUCGCUCCCGCACCGGAAAAAAUGACCAAAUCAAGAUCGUCGAGAAAUAAGAAGGGAAGAGAGAAUAACGGCAACAGUAAAAAAGUGAACGGGAGUGGUGGCAAUAACGUAAUUCCGCUGUCGAACGUGGUGGUUUCCGAUGAUCAGUAUUUGAGUGAAAUACUCUCAGAGAAGCAAUCAACACAGAAGGAUCGAAGGAGAGGGCGUGUGGGUGUAUGGCGGCCUCAUUUAGAGAGCAUAUGUGAGUCGCCAAAUGGCUCCUUUAAGUAAUUAUCAGUUACUUCCGUUUGUUUUCAUAUAUUAUAUAAUUCAUUUUGGAGGCUUUCUUACUUCUAUUUUAGGGUUCAGAUUGCUUGCUUCUUGAGUUCUUUCUUCUUUGUCUAAAAAGAUUAAUUUUCAGUCCUUUUUUUAGACAAGAAAAUGGAUCAAGACCAAAGUAAUAAUUUAGAGAAAUAAAAAUUGGGUUGUGGUUUGAUUUAUAGCCAGAACUGGGAUUGAUCGAGUAAUUUUAUAAGUUUCAUUGAAGUUUCACCUUAGUACUUCGAGUGUCAUGUAAGUUUGUAAUUAAUUUUGUAUCUUCAAAUGGAUAGAUAAAUAAGAGAAGUUAAAAUGAGUUUGUUU